Messenger RNA from Aspergillus tubingensis, 2964 nucleotides. RefSeq lists its product as uncharacterized. The record is from RefSeq and is a predicted model, not a curated record. Bases 1 to 2964 code for a protein of 987 amino acids. Lineage: Eukaryota; Fungi; Ascomycota; Eurotiomycetes; Eurotiales; Aspergillaceae. Gene Ontology annotation, molecular function: microtubule binding. The transcript has 3 exons.
AUGUCGCGCGAAGCAACAACGAAUAGCUUCGCGUCGUUUGGCUCCGACUUCGACCCUGAGCACGAGGCGCUCGCGUCCACCAAGGAGCUCGGUCAUGGUAGCCCCCGACUUCCGUCCAUGCACACCAACGCCAGGAAGCGCCACGAGUACGAGGAAGAAGAGCCCGACUACGCUUUCAACACAUCCACCUUCGAGCAAUAUCUACCAGAUUUCUCCCCGGUCGGCACAUCCGAAGAGGAAGAAGAGGCCGACAACGACGACAGCAUCUCCAUUGAGGCCGGCCGAGGCCCGACAAAACCUCCCCGUCGAUUGGACGACUCGAGAAACUCCUACAUGAGCAUCGAAAACAGCGUUCGCUCGUCGUCACCCGCCGUCAGACUCGAUUAUCCUACUUCUAAUACCCCUCAGAAGUCUGCUCUGCGGAACCCGGCACGAAGAGCGGUCAGCGAUAGUCUCCGAAAGGAUGCACAAAUCAGACGCGCCAGCCUUGCCCAUAAGGAGAACGUUGAUCCCCACACAGCCAAGUCGAACCGCAAAGAGCGACGAACGCUGUCAGACAUGCACGCAAAGGUUCGCGAUACUUAUGAAGGAUCCCUAAUCGAGGACGAAAGGCCUCCGGUCAUGGCCAACAGUACGCGUCCGACACGUUUUGGAAACCCCAACCUCUCUCAUCAGAUUGCCGAUGCGGUGGAGAAGGCUUCUCAGGAGGCUUACGCUCGCGAACUCCGUCGCGGAAAGUCCAGUAACAGCUCUCGCAAUAUGGCCAACAAUGCAGGUGAUACGGCUACUCAGCAGUCAUUCCUACUACCGGAUCUUCCCAACUUGUCAGAGUUGGUCUCGGGCGUCUAUGAAGACGGCACGCCCGUGUAUGCGCGUCAGAACAGAGCACGGACGACGCGCUUUGUCUCCCCUCCGCAUGAUGCUACUGAUGUUUCUUUGACUCGCGAACACAUGCCGCUGGAUGCUGUCCCCAUUCCGGAAGAUGAAAAGGCACUCUUCGUUUCAUUGAGACUCUUGCAGGACAAGGUUGCAGAAUUGGAGAGGUCCAAGUCUGACGCCGAACGGAGGAUGGAUGAUAUGAAGCGGGAGAAUGAAGCGCUGAGGGCAAACAAGCGCUCAAAGGAUAAGCAUGGUCGCAGCCGACCUUACGAAUCCGACGAGGAUGACUACCGAAGAGAUCAGCUUGCCAACGAGAACCAAAAACUAGAUGCCGCCAAUCUGGCUUUGCAGAACAAACUCGACAUUAUCGAAAGAAAGGCCCAAAUUCAGGAAUCGACUUUAAAGCGGCUGAACCGAGAACGAGACAUGGCAGUCUCUCAAUUGGGAGUUGCAUAUCUGGAGAGCCAAGACCUCAAGAGCGAGAAUGAGAGUCUGCGCCAGGAGAAUGCAGACUUGAAGUCGCAGAUAUCGAAGAUCUUGUCCGCGGGCUCCAGAGCACGUGAGGACACAGUCGAGUCAGAGCAGUCUUCUAUGACUGAUGCAAGCGAUGAGGAUAGCCAAAUUGAUACGCAGCAUAGCAAGCAUACGAGCCGAAGCACCCGCGAAGUCACUGGCAAGAGCUCGCGAUCCAAGUCUAGACGUCAGGAAGAUUCGCGCGCCAAGAUCUCGACGCAGGUCGAUAAGGAAAUUUCCCGGCUUGAAAAGGAGCGUGCAGAAGAGGCACUGUUUUCGAUCGACGUUCCCCAGACCAGGGAAAAGUCCAAGUCGAGAUCAGGAAAGUCCAAGAGCCGGUCGGAGAGCAGUGAUGUGAGCACCAGGAAGCAGUCCAACACUGGCAAACAGCGCGUCAAGAGAGUGGUUGUCGAAGAGGUAGAGGAGACUGAGCCUGUUGAAUCGAGUGGGGAAGUCACUGGAAACACCAAGAAAUCCAAUGCAACGGAGCAGGACUUGACCCUGCUGAGCUUCGUUGAUGAACGUGAAAUUGCUCAACUACGGAAGACGCUGGAAGAGGAACGUCUGGCUCGGAAACGGCGGCAGUCGAGUACAAGCAAAGAGCAGACUGCAAACGAGACCGGAAACACGACCAGGCAGAGCCUGGCUAAGUCGACGAUUCCCAGAAAGUCUUCCCUCAAAGAAAGUAAGGGGUUGCCAUCUAGACCCGCCUCGGCCAUGGGUGACUUGACCGCCAACUCCAAGGCUAGCAUGACUGAAGGAGAAAGUAACUUGUCGGUGCCUGUCGAACGCCCCAGACGGCAUUCGGACAACUCCGGGGCCGCUGCUUCUCAGCGACGCCGGCGGAGGAUGGCCGAAGAGAUGACCUCGGCCUUUAUCUUGCCUGAUAUUACGUUCAACCCCGCGCAUCUGGUCGAGAACAAUCUUUCAAAGCUUCCUGAACCUGCUCAGCGUGCACUUGACAGUGCCACUAAGCACAAUGGGAAAAACUGCACGGUCUGCAAGCAGUCCAUUCCAGGUGCCUCUUGUGAACAUACUGCAGAGGCAGUGAAGAUUCCGAAGCCCGUUCCCGUUUCGGAGCGUAUGCCCGAGCCGUCCGUCUACAAUGAGGAGCCUACCAUGCGCCCCGCGCAAUCGCCAGAGCUUGCCCUCGCGACCGUGCUCAAGGCUUUGGAAGAUGAGCUGGCCCACCUGAAGAUGCAGCUGGUAGCAUACCAGGGCUCGUACAACAAGCUGGAUGCCUCGCUGAGCAAGCGACAGAGGAAGUCUGUGGGCGAGAAGAUCGAGAAGCUGUUGAAGGAUAUCGACAUGAAGGCCGACCAGAUUUAUGCGCUGUACGACGUCCUUGAAGGUCAGAAGCAGAAUGGCCGUGAGAUGACGGAGCAGGAGAUGGAAGUGACUCUUCAGUCGAUUGGAAUUGAUACGGCAGGACGGACAGCAGACGUCACCGCCACCACGGACAAGUCCUCUCGCAAGGAACCGGACUCGGAAGACGAUGAUGAGCUCCCUUGGGAGGGGUUUGAAAGUACUCUGGAGAUGACGGGCAGGACUGGUGGAAGCCGUCGCAACUAG